AUGUCGACCGACUCUCAAUCAGAGAUUGGCCUGCGAGGCCAAACAACCAGCAUUCUGUAUCAUUACCGACGGAACCCAUUAGACCUGGCGCGAGCCCCCGCCUUAUUGAUCUUAGUGCCCGGCUCCAUGAUCUUGGUGAUGCAUGGUUUCUGUAAUACAUUGUCCCUGGACGCAAGGUCCUCGCGGCCGAAGUCCAGACGGACCGAAUCUUGCUCCGGCGGGCCCGGUUAUUUUUCGUGGGCCCGUCGGACUUGGCGGAUAUCCAAGAGUUGGGCCGGAAUGAUUCCGGUCAUCGCCUCAACGUUGUCGCCCCGCCAGACUUCCGACUUCCUCGAAAGUUUGAAUUAUUAUACUCGGUUGUAUGUAGUAUUCGACGGUGCUUACAUGAACCCCCAAGGGCGGCGUUUAUCGGACUUGCCGAUGUGGGACCCCAGCGACUUGUCGGAAGAAGAGUUGACUCUGAUGCGAUUAAUGGGCCACCAGGUAAGUGAUUAAACCUUCCUCUUCUGUUGCCGCCUUGCUCGCUUAUUUAUUGUCUUCAUUCCAGAUCGACUUCGACGGUUAUUCAAAGGUUAUUCAAAACCGGCGGAACCCAUUAGACCUGGCAUGGGCCCCAGCCCUAUUGAUUUUGGUGCCAGAUACGAGACCUUGCCAAUGCAAAGCUUCUUUAAUACACUGUCAUUGGACGCAAGGUCCUUAG
Messenger RNA from Bursaphelenchus xylophilus (pine wood nematode), 700 nucleotides. The record is from the annotation of a GenBank genome assembly. NCBI's taxonomy places the organism in Eukaryota, Metazoa, Nematoda, Chromadorea, Rhabditida, Aphelenchoididae.